Messenger RNA from Patiria miniata (bat star), 1043 nucleotides. Its product is annotated as meiotic recombination protein REC114-like. The transcript is spliced from 6 exons. Bases 33 to 698 code for a protein of 221 amino acids. Lineage: Eukaryota; Metazoa; Echinodermata; Asteroidea; Valvatida; Asterinidae. The record is from RefSeq and is a predicted model, not a curated record.
UAAAUAUCACAAGAGGGCGCUGUUCACAAAUCAUGGCGCUCAACUCGAAGCGAAGCGAGUGGCAUUUGCUCCGAUAUGCGAGGUUUGUUCGUUCGAAUGACGCGGCCAAAACUGGUGGCAAAGAACAGCAAGAAGCCUCGACACAAGCAGGAACGUGGAAGCAUUUUCCCUGGUCUGACGCCGAGCCAUUGAUGUUGUCCAUUCAAGAUUCCAGCUAUCUUCUCAUCACCAGAGGCAAGCUUAUCCUUGAGAGUCAUGCACUUUUUGAUGCCGAGCACUACAUAAAGGGGGCAGUCAGAGGAGAUUGCUUGCUGUUCAUCCAAAAAAUUAAGAAUGAAUGCAGGAAGUUCCGAGUCAAGUUCAAGCAAGGUUCGUUCCCGUCGACUGUUGAGGCUUGCGCGGACUGCGUCGUCAAUCUGAGAACGUAUUUCCAUGUCAAGCAGGAGGGUGCCGACACGACACAGAAGCCUGCAGCGGACAAAACGAUUCUGGAGGGCGAAGUUUCUUUAGGAACUGUUGCUACGGUUCUACUAGGCAGCAAGACGUUGGACCUCCCCCUUGCCUACCACCACCACCAAUCGUCCUGGCAGCCUGAGCAACUCUCUGAGAUGGUGCGGCUCUGCCUCGCCGACCCAACGUUCCCUGCGUUUGUGGAGACGGUGGAGGACGAACUGAAGAAAUUAACGAGAGACGAAUGACGAUUUGUGGUCAUGGGCGAGUUAGAACUUCCACUGAAAACUCUCAAUGUUAAAUUGAGGAAUUUGUGCAGAAAAGCAAAUGUCAAGUAGUUAAGCUUUCAUAAUGUUCAGACUGUGUUAAAUUACGCAUCAUAGUUUUUGCAGUUUCUGAUGUAAAAUACAAAAAAAAUUACGUGUUGUGAAAAUUUUGAAAAACUACAUGUAUUUACUCAGAACAGGCACAAAUAUGAAGAAAGUUGUAAACCUUCGGCCAGAGUUGAGUUGCGUACCGCUACAAUAAUAAUAAUAAUAAUAACUAUUACCGGGAAUGGGUCAUUUGGGAGACAUUCCCAUAGACUUGUGCAC